This is a messenger RNA of Alosa alosa (allis shad), 2948 nucleotides long. It is a transcript of the gene cast, whose product is annotated as calpastatin. Bases 16 to 2811 code for a protein of 931 amino acids. Lineage: Eukaryota; Metazoa; Chordata; Actinopteri; Clupeiformes; Clupeidae. Gene Ontology annotation, cellular component: cytoplasm. The record is from RefSeq and is a predicted model, not a curated record. The transcript is spliced from 35 exons. Gene Ontology annotation, molecular function: calcium-dependent cysteine-type endopeptidase inhibitor activity.
ACAGGAAGAGGGGUCAUGGACGCAAAAAGCCCCGUGGGUUUUCAGAGUUUUCUCCCCCCAACGGUGCUAGAAACUCUCUCUUCCGUCUCCCCCAUGGCAUACGCCGCAUAUUGGAUGACGCUCAAAGGUGAGGGAUCGCUCCCAGGAGUUGAUCGUCAGACUUCUACAAGUCACACCUCACACAAAACAGCCUCUGGUUCUCAGUCUCAGACCAAACCGGCCACCGCAAUCCCAGCAGCACAGGUUGCUGUGAAGCCUGCGCAGUAUGAGAAUGCCCCUGCCUCCACCCCGAAGCCUACGGGCACCCAGGCGGGCACAAAGGCAGCAGGUGGCGCGACUGUUAUGGCCCCUGCCUCAGGAGGAGCCAGUGCAGCAGGUGGCGCUACCACGCACAAAGGCUCACCCAAAUCCACCACAGAGACCAGCACUCCCGCCAAAGUAGCCCCCAGCCCCACAGCGACCACAAAAUCCAAGACGACCCCAGCUCAAGAGACUCUCAAGAGGACACCCAUCACUUCGAGCACGUCCCAGUCAGCUAAGGCAGAUGCCUCUGCAGCAGCCAAGCCUGCUGCUAAGGGUGGUGUGUCUGCGGACACUAAGGGUGCCAAGCCAUCAGACACUAAGGUACAGAGGGAGGUAGGCCCUCCGAAAGCCCACGCCAGUGCUCCGGCUGUUGAUAUUGAUCCCUUAGAUGCCCUGGCCGGCACGUUGCCCUCAGAGUCUUUGGGGCCCACAGCUCCCGUAUAUACAGGGCCAGAAGUCAAAGAGCCUGGAAUGACAUCAGAGAAGGGUGUAUUAUGUGGGGAGAGAGAUGACACACUUCCACCUGGCUACAGAAAGGAGGACCUGGAGAAGAGGGCCCCAGCUGCCAAACCAGACGUGAAGCCCAAGGAGGUGACGAAACCUCUGAGCACAGAUGAGGCGUUGGAUUCACUGUCUGCAGGCUUCAUGCACUCUGCUCCCCCAGCCCCACAGAAGAAGAAGGAGACAAAAGUCGAGGAUUUAGCAGCCAUUGAUGCCUUGUCAGCUGGCUUCUCAAACUUUGCACCACCACCUCCUGCUUCCACAAAGUCCCCUGCACCUCCUGCUGAUAAGAAGGCUAAAAAGGAGAAGACUGGUGGUGAUUUCUCCCUGAUGGGAGCACUGAGCUCUCCACCUCCCGAUGCUAAACCAAAGACUGAUGAGGCCGGCUCCAUGUCUCUGGAUGCCCUCAGUGCUCUAGGAGACACUCUGGCUGCAGCGGAGCCCGUACCAGAGCCCCCCAAACUCAGACCCGAGGACAUCGUUUCGGAGGCCAAGCUGAAGUCUGAGAAGGGUGUGAGAGUAGGUGAGAGAGAAGACUCCCUCCCCCCUGAGUAUCGCUUUAAAGAGAAGGACCUCAAAAAAUACCCAGCCCCUAAACCCGAGCCCUCCAUGGACCCGACUGCAGCCCUGGACAUCCUGUCUGGUGACUUCACGUCCUCCAGUGCUGCCCCUGCUGUCCACGCCCCCGUCAUCACUCCCUCUGCACCCCCACAACCGGCUAAAGUAGACGACUUCUCUUUGGAUGCCCUGGCAGAAGACUUUGCAGCUCCCGCCGUUGCCCCUGCACCACAAAUGAUCGCUUGUGACUUUGGACUGGUCGCUCCUGCUGUAGCUCCUGCCAAGAUCUCUGCCCCAGCCCCUCCUCCUCCUGCCACCAAGGCCCCAGCAGUGCCUGCCUUUGAUGAGGGCGGCUCCAUGUCUCUGGAUGCCCUCAGUGCUCUAGGAGACACUCUGGCUGCAGCGGAGCCCGUACCAGAGCCCCCCAAACUCAGACCCGAGGACAUCGUUUCGGAGGCCAAGCUGAAGUCUGAGAAGGGUGUGAGAGUAGGUGAGAGAGAAGACUCCCGACCCCCUGAGUAUCGCUUUAAAGAGAAGGACCUCAAAAAAUACCCAGCCCCUAAACCCGAGCCCUCCAUGGACCCGACUGCAGCCCUGGACAUCCUGUCUGGUGACUUCACGUCCUCCAGUGCUGCCCCUGCUGUCCACGCCCCCGUCAUCACCCCCUCUGCACCCCCACAACCGGCUAAAGUAGACGACUUCUCUUUGGAUGCCCUGGCAGAAGACUUUGCAGCUCCCGCCGUUGCCCCUCCACCACGAAUGAUUGCAUGUGACUUUGGACUGGUCGCCCCUGCUGUAGCACCUGCAGCCGUUCAGUCCUCAGUGUGUUCAGCAGCUGAAAGACAGUUGUCAUCGGGGACGUGCGAUGCCCUUGAUGCUCUCUCAGACACAUUAAUGGACACAACCCCAGUUCCCCAGCCCGCCCCUGUCCCAGUCAAAAACAUCGUCAAGGAGAAGACCAUCGAGGCGGAGAGACUCAUCAAGAUGGGAGAGAGAGAUGACAGCCUGCCCCCUGAGUUUAGGCCAAGCGAGGAGGACCUGAAGGCACUACCACAAGUUCAGCCAGACGUCAGACCCAAACAGAAGUCCAUGGAUGACUCCACGGCUCUUGACCUCCUGUCCAGUGAUUUCUCCACCUGUCCUGUUGCACCUGCACCUCCUGCUGCUGUCUUCACAGUCCCUGUGGAGGCUCCUGCUGCGCCAGCUCCAGCUCCAGUGCUAGAUGCUCUGGCAGACACUCUGAUCCCAAAGGCGGUCACAGAGGUCAAACCCAAAGAGCAGAAGCCAAAGGUCAGCCAGGAGGGCACACACACCACAUCUGAGUCAAAGAGUGGAAAAUCAAAGUCCAAAUCAAAGAAACCAGCAACAGAAGACUCGUCGGCUCUAGAUAUGUUAUCUGACCAGCUGACCUCUGACGUAGUGCCCACAAAGAAGGGAGGCAAGAGUUAGAGAGAUAAGGAUACCAGUGCACCGCCUCCCCCUGCCAUAAUAAGUCGCAUAUUAAGUCAACUGAGCUGCUCAGAAUCAUCAGCGUUUUUCAAACAGGAUUCUUGACACAAGAUGAAACACAUGUACACGCACACGCC